CCACCAAACACCUAAAUCAUCAAAGCAUUUGCAAUGAAAAUGCUGCAGGCAGUUGUGAGUUUGGCUGCAAUGGCCAUGAUGAUCAACUUCACCAUGGCUGCAAAUUACACAGUUGGAGCUCCAAAUGGUGGAUGGGACCAAUCCACAGAUCUUACAACGUGGGCUUCUUCACAGACAUUUUUGGUGGGAGACAAUUUAAUUUUCCAGUACACCACAAAUCAUGAUGUUACUGAAGUUUCCAAGCCAGAUUUUGAUUCCUGCAGUGCUAGCAGCCCUUUGCAGCCACCCCCCCGCGGCCAGCCGAUACUUCAUCUGUGGAAGCGCCGGCCACUGCCUUGGCGGCAUGAAGGUCCAAAUUGACAUCCUUGCUGCCUCAUCACCGCCGCCUUCCACUACUCCACCGCCUCCCGCCACCCCUCCUCCUUCCAUCACUCCCUCCGUUCCACCACCGCCACCCGCCACCCCUCCCACGGCUCCACCACCCCCUUCCACCACUCCCUCCGUUCCGCCUCCCUCACCAAGAACCGCCCCUUCUCUGCCACCAACGCCUUCCGUCGGCCGUCCAGUUUCCUCCCCACCUCCUAAAAGUAUAGCUCCGGUGCCGUCACCCAAGCAUUCUCAUGGACCGGCUCCAGCGCCAUCACCAUACCAUUCUCAUUCGCCUGCUCCGAAGGUGUCCCCUUCAUCCACACCACCCACGGCGGCUGCCAGCAACCCUACGUUGCCACCCGCCGCUGCCGCUCCUUCUCCGAUUGGUUCCUUAUUGCCGCCGCCGGCUCCCUCCUCAGCCACUAAAUUUACUGUGAAGGGUGCUCUCACCGCCGCAUCUUCUGGUUUUCUCAUGACGAUGUUCUUCAAUCUUUGAGGUGCUUACUUAGCCGAAAAAUGGAUCUUGAAUUCGUUGCUCGUCUGAUUGCUGAUUGUAUUCUACUCCAUUUUUUAUGAUUUACAUUGCACGCAACACAUUGUUCUUGUUGGCCAACAAUUUUUAUGCACCUUCCUCGCAACCCGUGUUCAAUUUUAGGGCUAAAAAUUAUGAUAAAUGACUAUUGUUAAUUAAAAUUAAAGAAAAU
Molecule: messenger RNA, 1073 nt
Organism: Sesamum indicum (sesame)
Lineage: Eukaryota; Viridiplantae; Streptophyta; Magnoliopsida; Lamiales; Pedaliaceae
Cellular component (GO): plasma membrane
Molecular function (GO): electron transfer activity
Source: RefSeq, a predicted model, not a curated record